Molecule: messenger RNA, 675 nt
Organism: Scomber scombrus (Atlantic mackerel)
Lineage: Eukaryota; Metazoa; Chordata; Actinopteri; Scombriformes; Scombridae
Gene: crp1
Product: C-reactive protein 1
Exons: 2
Coding region: 1-675 (224 amino acids)
Source: RefSeq, a predicted model, not a curated record
AUGUUUGCUAUGGUACUGCUUGGUGUCUUUGGUUUGUCUUUGACUCUCUCCUCAGCUACACAAGUGGGUUUAACUGACAAAGUCCUGGUCUUCCCAUAUGAGACGGACUUCAGCUUCGUGGCCCUGAUCCCACAGAAGGAGAUGGGGCUGAGGGCCUUCACGCUCUGCAUGCGUGUGGCCACUGAGCUGCCAGAAGAACGACAGAUCAUCCUGUUCGCCUACCGCACAGCUGACUAUGACGAACUCAACGUGUGGCGCGAGAGGGACGGACGUAUCUCCUUUUAUAUGAGCGGUGACGGUACCUCCUUCCACCUGCCACCUCUUACCACCUUCCGCACCAGCCUCUGCCUGACCUGGGAGUCUCGCACUGGCCUGGCUGCUUUUUGGGUGGAAGGGAAGCGCAGCACCUACCAGGUCUACAAACCUGGGCACUCCAUCCGCCCAAAAGGCUCCAUCAUCUUGGGACAAGACCCAGACAAACACCUGGGGGGCUUAGAGGCUGUGCAGAGCUUUGUUGGGGAGGUGACGGAUCUGAAUAUGUGGGACUUUGUGCUCUCUAGGAGCAUGAUUCAGGCCUGGCACUACGGGCACAAGGUCCCUAAAGGCAACAUCUUCGACUGGGGCACUAUUGAGUAUGAGCUGAAUGGGAACGUGAUGGUGGUGGAUGAUGACUGA